Lacerta agilis (Sand lizard) is the source of this 1296-nucleotide messenger RNA. It is a transcript of the gene TPI1, whose product is annotated as triosephosphate isomerase 1. Lineage: Eukaryota; Metazoa; Chordata; Lepidosauria; Squamata; Lacertidae. Gene Ontology annotation, molecular function: triose-phosphate isomerase activity. Gene Ontology annotation, cellular component: cytosol. Gene Ontology annotation, biological process: glycerol catabolic process; gluconeogenesis; glyceraldehyde-3-phosphate biosynthetic process. The transcript has 7 exons. The record is from RefSeq and is a predicted model, not a curated record. Bases 77 to 820 code for a protein of 247 amino acids.
CUGACCUUCUAAGUUCUCCUUUGCAUCCAUCUAGGCGGGCGGCCCCGGGGCACCACAACUAACCACCACCGUCACCAUGCCCAGGAAAUUCUUCGUAGGCGGGAACUGGAAAAUGAAUGGCGACAAGAAGAGCCUCGGGGAGCUCAUCCAGAUUCUCAAUGGCGCCAAGGUCCCUGCAGACACCGAGGUCGUUUGUGGUGCCCCCUCCAUCUACCUCGACUUUGCCCGCCAGAAGCUCGAUGCCAAGAUCGGUGUGGCCGCCCAGAAUUGUUACAAGGUGCCUAAGGGAGCUUUCACAGGAGAGAUCAGCCCAGCCAUGAUAAAGGAUGUUGGCGUCACCUGGGUGAUUUUGGGACACUCUGAGAGGAGGCAUGUCUUUGGCGAGUCCGAUGAGCUCAUUGGACAGAAGGUGGCUCACGCCUUGGCCGAGGGUCUGGGCGUCAUCGCCUGCAUUGGGGAAAAACUGGACGAGCGAGAGGCUGGCAUCACCGAGAAAGUGGUAUUUGAGCAGACCAAGGCUAUUGCUGAUAACGUGAAGGACUGGAGCAAAGUGGUUCUUGCCUAUGAGCCAGUUUGGGCCAUUGGGACUGGUAAAACUGCAACUCCUCAGCAGGCUCAGGAGGUUCACGAGAAGUUGAGAGGUUGGCUGAAGAGUCACGUGUCUGAUGCUGUUUCACAGUCGACUCGGAUCAUCUACGGAGGUUCCGUCACUGGCCCCACCUGCAAAGAACUGGCCUCUCAGCACGACGUGGACGGCUUCCUCGUCGGCGGGGCUUCCCUCAAACCCGAAUUCGUAGACAUCAUCAACGCGAAACACUGAAAGCCGCUGCUCGGGAUUCGAAGUGAGGAGGUGCAGUUCAUCGCAGGCAGAAGAUACGGCACUGUAGAAACCUGCGCCCCCACGCUCUGCACUUGGGUUACACAAACUCCCCUUCAAGUCCCUGCUCCCAUACUUUGCUGUUAAUUGUCCCACACUGCUGCUGCUAAACACAACAGUUGCCAAGGCAUUUCUCGGUUAGCUGGAUCCUUUGUGCAGGCCGGCCUUUGUUCACUUCCCCCUGUGCUGGAGGGACAGGGCUUCCUGCCUUGCUCUUCUCCCUGUAAGCUAGACAGAGGCCUCCUUUUUUCUGAUCAGUGUCUAGUUUUGCUGCCUUGCUGAGGACGGGGUCUCUUGCCUCUCGCUUCAGCCGAGUCGGAGUCUUUACCCAGUGGCUUGUGUUGUAUGUAAGAUGUGCGUCCGUACUGUGUCCCACCCCCUAAGCCAACAAUGAACAGAAAUAAAGAAAGGGAAACGAA